UCAUCGGUAGCGCCAUCCCACUGUAGAAUUGGAUCCGCCCCUGACGUUGACGUUAGGAACCAAACCAGUUAACGUUAGGCAGUUGUCGAACAUGGCGCUUCCCAGUAGCUGGUUGUUAUUACUACUGCUUAUUAUUUUAGUUGCUGUUUUUGUACACGCAGAUGAUGUUAAAAAAGAAAAGCCAAAAAAGAAAAAGGAUAUUCGUGAUUACAAUGAUGCUGACAUGGCUAGGUUGCUUGAACAGUGGGAGAAGGAUGAUGAUAUCGAGGAGGGAGAUCUACCAGAGCACAUGAGAAAACCAGCUCCAGUCGAUUUUUCUAAAAUUGAUCCCAGUAAUCCAGAAAAUUUCCUCAAGAUGUCCAAGAAAGGCAGGACGUUGAUGGUAUUUGUUACAGUGUCCGGAAGCCCUACUGAAAAAGAAACGGAAGAAAUAACAAGUCUUUGGCAGGGUGGUUUGUUUAAUGCAAAUUAUGAUGUGCAAAGAUUUGUUGUUGGUUCUAAUCGUGCUAUCUUCAUGCUGCGAGAUGGAGCUUUUGCUUGGGAGAUCAAAGACUUUCUUGUGAAUCAGGAACGUUGUGCAGAUGUAACUGUGGAGGGACAGGUAUAUCCUGGCAAAGGAGCUGAUAAAAAGGGUCCACAAGAUGACAAAGAUAAAAAUAAAACCAAACCAAAAGAUAAAAUGAAGAAAAAAGAGGCUGCUAAAACAUCUACAGAAGACAAUCGUGCAAAUAAAAAGGAAGAACUGUAACAAGCAUUUCAGAGAUGCAGAAUGUUUCUGCUUCAGUUUGCCAACUCACCGGAACAUAUUUUUAGUCAGUGUUAAUGUUUUGUUAUACCACAGGAAAGUAACACUGAAUGAAUGAGUUAUGUGGACUGAAUUCUUGGAACAUAUUCUGAAACAGUCCUGUAGCUUCGUUUCAGGAAGCUUGACAGAAAUGUUUUACCAUUAAUGUACACCUUUCUUCUUGUUUCAUUUGAAAAAUAAUGACAGUACAACAGAAGAAACUUCUGUGAUGGUGAAAUGAAGUUGCUUAUAAAAGCCUUAAAGCAAAUCUAAUUUAUAUCACUUUGAAGACCCUUUGCAGUGAGUCAGGUUUCCUGUACUGAUGUACCUAAUUUGGCAUGUUUCUCAAAUAUUUUCAGUUUCCAUACACUAGCAUGGGUCUUUCCUCGUCUGUUGCUCAUGUGAGUUCACCCUGCAUAUAUGGAGGGCACACUGAGCCUUUGUACUCCCAUCUGUGCUACUUGUGCUUUUUAGAUGUUGGUAUAACAGUAUCCAGAGUUUGAUGUCAGUAUCUUUUAACUUCAAAGUGGUUUGUAGUUGGUGGAUUGCAAGCUAGUUUCUCCCUAACUCCACUUGUAUCAUCUGGGAGAGCUGCAUAACAUUAAACACAGACCUAAGUAUCUCUGUAUGCACAGGAAGGGAUGAGAAAUGUUUGCAUGUUCAUCAUAGGCCAGAAGGGGAGAGGCUACUCGGUGAGGGUCCAGUAAAGUUAUAUUUUGUAAUUCCAAGGUUAUUUCACACCAGGAAAAUGGUAAUUGAUAGAGGCUAGGUAUCAUACAAAGCCUUCUCUUCAAAAGUUCGAGUAGAUUGCUUCUCGUUCCUUGUACAUCAGUUCUCCUGUCUGCCAGUAAGGGAUUUCCUUCACACCCAUUGUAGGGAAUAAGAGCGUAAGAGAUGCAUCGCCAGCAGUAGUUUUGUGGUAUCUUUCAUUAUGCUGGUGCUGACUCUGUGCUUUAUCCUUGACACCUUUUCCAGAGCACUUCUCAUCUUAUCUUUCCAGUGAUCAUCUGCCUCCUGAUAAAAUUCUGGGAAGAUAAUCAAAAACUCAUCAUUCUAUUUCCUGAGAAAUUUGUAGCUUCAGGCUAUUUUCUGUGACAGUACAAAACACUGCCCCACUUCAUCCAAGGAAUGUGCUCUCAUUUGCUAUGAUGUCUGACCCCAGUUCAAGGUAUGGCCGCUUCUUAGAGCUCCUGAUCUGGAUGGGUCUUCAGCAGGUGUCUCCAAGGAGACUGAAGUUGCUCAUAAACCAUCCACCUGGCAGACAGUCUGCUGAAUAGAGUUUUGGACAGUGAGACAUUUUGAACUUCCCCUUUCAUCCUGUGGUGGUGAUGACUUGCCACAAGCAUCUGUUUCUGUGAUGUAACUGGUUUUGUGGUGAGGGUGUAUGUUUUUGGCAUCUCACUGCACAUUGUGACCUAGUGGAGGGCAGAACUUUGGGAAGGUGUUUGCUGUUUAAGGACUCUCAUAAAAGGGUGCUGUUUUUGUCCAUUUCUGAAGAACUCUUUGACUUUCUUGGGAGUGGAACUGUAUAUUUUGACAGGCUUGCGGUUUUGUGUUUUGAGCUGACUGCCUUAAUGCGACUCUGAGGAUUCUCUCUUGAAAGAUAUUUUUAUUGGUUGCCAUCAUAUUGGCCCACAGAAUCUCUGAAGUGAUACUCUUGGCUAUAGGAUGGAAGAGGCUAUGUUGUACAAGAAAUUGGUAUCUUCCUGGACUAACCUGCAUUUAAUCACAAAAAAUGGUUUUGGAACUACAUUUUAAACUUAGUCCCCAUUCAUUCAUUCUCUCUUCGUGGGACACAGUGCAGGGAAUGAAGCUCUUCAUACCUUGGAUGUGUACUAUCAGUUAAAUAAUGCCGGAGGAGGAUACAUGAGCUUAAGAAGGGAAACAAGUUUGUCUCUUAUUCCACAUAAGAAGAAUUGUCUAAUAUCCUGGUGAAUUGCUGGCAGCAUUUGUCCAGUGGCAAGCCACACAUUAUGGGCAUCAAAGACUACUCCAUCAAUGGUGUAGCUGCUUAAAUGAUAUCUGUUUUAUAGCAAUCUGUGAUGUGGAUUUACAGUUGUCAUUUCAGACCUUUACUCAGUUUACUACAUUUAAAUGAGUCUGGUCACAACACUGAGCCUGGCUUGACACCUCAGUGCUUUACUUAAGAUUCAGCUUUUUGAAUUUAUUUCAUUGGGCCUUCCUUUGGAUUGGACUUCCUACAGAGGUAAAAUUAUAUUAAUUGUAAUUCCUCCUGCAGUUUCCUACAGGAGAGCGUUUCAAGGCCAGUUGUAAUGUUCAGCAUAUCUCUUUCUCAGUAUGCUUGGAUAGCCUCUCAGCCCAUAUAUGUAGAUGGAUUUUCCUAGAAAUGUAUUUAUUUUUCCAGGUUGGCACACACUGUACACAGGGAUCAAAGUGGAUAUUAUAGGAGUCCAGUACAUAUUUGUAGUCUGUCUGAUGCAUGAUGAUAUGACUUAUACUGGCCAGAGCUGCGUGCUUUUUCGUUAUGACAAGAGCUGAUGAGGAUGAGGUUUGAGAAAUGUAGAAAUGUGCCAAGCUGGGAAUCUCAAGAGAAAAUCAAAACAAAAAGAUCAGUUUGAUAGUGACGAGUAAACAGCUAAAUAUUUUAUAGCUCAUUUUUCUUGUUUAAAUGGAGGUACCAUAUACCAUUUUGUUAUGUUAAAAUAAUGUUUGUUUACAGAUGCACUUGGUUUUCAUUGUGUAUAUAAAUUUUUUUUUUUUUUUUUUUUUUGCUUCUCAUAGUAAAUGGGUAAAUUUGCUCUACUAAAAAUUAGAGAACAGUAAUGUUGGUUUGUGUGAUGUUACUGAAUUGCAUUUAUUUGAAUUUUGUCUUGUUUGUUCAGUAAACUGUUAAGCUCAUUUUAAAAUGGCAAUGAUUGGCCCUGAAAAAAUAUACCUUUUUGUAUGAGGUUUUCACUUUUUGAAAUAAAUAUCUGUUUUAAAAGAGAA
Protopterus annectens (West African lungfish) is the source of this 3733-nucleotide messenger RNA. RefSeq names its product mesoderm development LRP chaperone (gene MESD). Lineage: Eukaryota; Metazoa; Chordata; Ceratodontiformes; Protopteridae. The coding region runs from base 92 to 748 and encodes 218 amino acids. The record is from RefSeq and is a predicted model, not a curated record. Gene Ontology annotation, biological process: protein folding. The transcript has 3 exons.